AUGGCAGCCUCCGUCGCGUCGGCUGGACUAAUACGUAACGUCAAUAACAACUUAGCAAUAUUUUACCCAAAGAUUUUGUUUCACCAAGUACACAGGCGAUGUAUAAUUAGGCGAAUAUGCGCAUCCCGACCUAAAAGCCACUCGCGUCUGAAAAGUAAAAGUGCCCCCAAGGAGUUGACCGGGGUUGUGGGUUUGGAGAUCCAUGCUCAGAUACACUCCAACUCUAAACUGUUCUCCGGCUCACAAGUUGGCUUUUCAGCACCGCCAAAUUCCCUGGUGUCGUUCUUUGAUGCCUCUCUACCUGGAACGUUACCGGUCCUCAACAGACGAUGUGUUGAGGCUGCAGUUAUGACAGCAUUAGCUCUCAGCUGCACCAUAAACAAGAUCUCGCUUUUUGACAGAAAGCACUACUUCUAUGCUGACCUCCCUGCUGGCUACCAGAUCACACAGCAGCGGCAGCCCAUCGCAGUAGAUGGCACGCUGACAUACAGCCACAUGGGAGGGACCAAAAGAAGCCAAGUGCUCACCAAGACAGUACGGAUCAAACAGAUUCAGCUGGAGCAGGACAGCGGCAAGAGUCUCCACGAUGACCAUCGCAGCCAGACACUCAUUGACCUCAACAGAGCGGGCGUUGGUCUGAUGGAGCUGGUGAUGGAGCCAGAGAUGAGCUGUGGCGAGGAGGCUGCCGCAGCGGUCCGGGAGCUUCAGCUCAUACUUCAGACGCUGGGCACCUGUCAAGGGAACAUGUCUGAGGGCCAGCUGAGAGUAGAUGCCAACGUGUCUGUCCACAGGCCAGGGGAGCCCAUGGGCAUCAGGACGGAGGUUAAAAAUAUCAACAGUGCCAGAUUCCUGGCCAGAGCUAUAGACUAUGAGAUCCAGAGACAGAAAGGUGUUCUGGAGAGCGGGGGGACAGUGCAAAACGAGACACGGGCCUACGAUUCCAAAUCGGGAGAGACUGUGCCAAUGAGAGAUAAGGAGGAUCUUCAGGACUAUAGGUUUAUGCCAGAGCCCAACCUGCCCCCUCUGAUUGUGUAUGAGGACAACACAUUAUUGCCUGCUGGCGUCUUGGCGUGCCAGGCGGUGGUGGUGGAGGGAGUUAGGGAGGGCCUGCCUGAGCUGCCCAGCAUCAAGAGGGACAGACUGGUGCACACACAUGGCAUCCUGCCCGAGCACAGCUUCACCCUGGUUGGUGAGGAUGGGUUGAUGGACUACUUUGAGGCGGUGGUGAAGAAGACGAAGAAACAGCCGAGGAAGGUCAUCGGCUGGGUUAUAAAUGAGCUUUUGGGUCACCUCAGACAGCAGGACCUCAGUGUGAUACAAAGCCCCAUCUCCCCCUCUGCCCUGGCUGAGCUGCUGGAAUUCCAUGAGACGGGACACAUCUCCUCCUCCGCUGCCAAGCAGGUUUUCCAGGAGAUGUGGAAAAGCCCUGGGAAGACGGCCCACCAGAUAAUCCAAGAGCAGGACCUGCAGAUGGUUAGCAACACCACAAAGUUACACGACAUUUGUCAGAGGGUGGUUGACUCCCACCCUGAGGAGGUCCAGGCUAUCAAAAACGGGAACAAAAAAGUUCUUAACAAACUGAUUGGCUUGGUUCAAAAAGAGACCAAGGGCCGGGCUGACCCAGUGUCGAUGCGGGCCAUCCUUGAGGAGAAGACUUCUUCAUGAACGUCAGACUGUUCUUAGACGUUAUAACAUCAUGCCGCCACCACAAUCACCAAGGCUGAGAUCGGGCUUAUGACACGUAUUACUUUUGCCUUCAUUAAAAAAAAGGUAAUGAUGCCUUGAUGUAAAUGUGAAUACAGAGAUACACAAGAGAUGAUAUGUCCUUGAUAUUUAAUUUUUAGAGGUGUCGUGUAUAGAUUCACUAGAAGGGACAUGCAUUGUUUUGUAUUUUCUGCAGUUGUGAAGCUGUAACUUUGGUGCACUUUCUGUGUGAUGUGAAAUAUAAGCAAGCCAGACAGAAUAU
This is a messenger RNA of Lampris incognitus (smalleye Pacific opah), 1966 nucleotides long. RefSeq names its product glutamyl-tRNA(Gln) amidotransferase, subunit B (gene gatb). The record is from RefSeq and is a predicted model, not a curated record. Gene Ontology annotation, biological process: mitochondrial translation; glutaminyl-tRNAGln biosynthesis via transamidation. Gene Ontology annotation, molecular function: glutaminyl-tRNA synthase (glutamine-hydrolyzing) activity. The transcript is spliced from 13 exons. Bases 1 to 1665 code for a protein of 554 amino acids. NCBI's taxonomy places the organism in Eukaryota, Metazoa, Chordata, Actinopteri, Lampriformes, Lampridae.